This is a messenger RNA of Ctenocephalides felis (cat flea), 795 nucleotides long. RefSeq names its product protein phosphatase 1 regulatory subunit 42-like. NCBI's taxonomy places the organism in Eukaryota, Metazoa, Arthropoda, Insecta, Siphonaptera, Pulicidae. The coding region runs from base 1 to 795 and encodes 264 amino acids. Gene Ontology annotation, molecular function: protein binding. The transcript has 5 exons. The record is from RefSeq and is a predicted model, not a curated record.
AUGAGUCAAAACUUUAUUGAAAGUGUUGGUUCCAAAAAUAUUCUGCCUCAUAAAUCUGAAAGUAAUCUUAUAACUAAAUUAGAAAACUUAGAAUCAUUGAUUCAUUUGGAAAAACUAUAUAUAGGACAUAAUAAAAUAAGUGUCUUAGAAGGUUUAGAACAUAAUCUAUUGCUUAAGGAACUGCAUAUUCAAAGACAAAUAUUGAAUCCAGGUAGCUCAAUGUGCUUUGAUCCACGAACCAUGUACUGUCUUAAUAAUCUUCGGCUGAUAGAUGUCUCAGGAACAGGUAUAAAUUCAAUACUGCCCUUGAAACCUUUGCAAAAGUUGGAAGUUCUUCGAGCAAAUGAUAAUUUCUUUCCAAGUGCUGAUGAUUUUGUUGAAUGCUUGCAAUCUUGGUUAUAUUUAAAAGAGGCUGAAUUUAAGAGAUGUCCGGCCACAAAACUCAGGCGAUAUAAAGAUACCAUAAUUGGCAAUUCACAUAGAUUAGAAAUGCUCGAUGGUAAGCCAGUAUCUCAAAUAUCCAGAGUGAGCUUAAACAAACUUUUGGAAAACCAAGCAAAGGCCAAAAUUAGAGCCAAACAACAGUCACAUGAAAAAUACCAAGAUUUAAGAAAAUCCCUCUGUGAAGAUAAUAUUGAAACCUAUAUUAAUAUGAAUGCAGAAGAUUUCAAUGAGUUGCCAAAUAAUUCUUCAUAUAUAUCUUGGAACAGCUUGCCAAGUAAUGAAUUGCCAGGAUUUUUACGCCAACAGUUAAGAGGCAGUGCAAGGACUGUCGCUCCAAAAUUUAAUAAAUAA